AUGUGCGAGAGGCGAAAAGUGAAAUGUGGAGGAUACAAAAAAGACUUCAAAUGGCGACCGUUCGAGGAGACCAACUUGGCUCCUGGCCGACCUACCGUGAAAGCCAAGAAAGCUGCCUCGGAUCAGCCGCCCACGACAGACAGCUUUCCCACGCCUCCGAACACCGAGCAAUCGGCCUCGCCGGUGCGCAUAUCGCACAAGCCUCUUGCGCUUCAUUCGCCGCCCGGUUCCCCGAUGCAGAGUUCCCCGAUUAGUAUCACCAGUUUCCCGUCAGAAGUACCCUCGACCGAUGAUCUCUCGGCAAAUCGAGAUGAAUCCUCCAUGGUCGAUGGCAGCGUGCCGCUGAAUGUGAAUGUUUCUUUGUCGGCCGACUCGCCUCCUUUCAACUUCCUUUCCUUCUUAGAACCCUUUCAAGACUCGCUAUCGCUGGCAAAUUCGUUAGUCUCGGAUGCCGACACAGGCCCGAGCAAGCCAGUACAUUUUGGACCCGAACAGAUAAGCCUCACUGCCUCCGGGCUGAGUUUCUCCCAGCUGCUGGAAGACGAAGACGACGAUAUCGAAGAAAUCAUCCGUCGGUCGGAUCCCGGUCUGGGACCGUGGAAUUUGAACUUGCCGGAUAUAGACGCUUUUAAUUUCGAAACCUGCAGUGUCCCCGGGAGUCCCUCUUUGCCUGCAGGGAGCCCCGAAAUGCUGGUCUUGCGAUUUGACAAGCUCACCUGUGGAAUCCUCUCCGUCAAGGAUGGGGCUUCGGAGAACCCAUGGCGCACGCUGGUCUGGCCACUAGCGAAGAGCACGCCUGCCCUCCGCCAUGCGAUCUUCGCCCUGGCGGCUUUCCACUCGGGAAAGGAAAACCAGUAUCUCCGAGUCCAGGGCGUGAAGCACAUGAGACAAAGUAUGGCGUUCCUGGUGGAGAAUAUUCAGAACAUGCGAGCCGACACCGCACUGGCAACCAGUCUGGCGCUAGCGUUCGCAGACACUUGGGAUCAACAUACGCGAACCUGUAUCCAGCACCUGCGUGGAGCAAAGGCUUUGAUGUCCCAGGUCAUCACAACCGGUAUGCAAGGAACGGCCAGUGACGAGGAACUCGACCGUAUCCGCUUUCUGUAUAACACCUGGUCCUAUAUGGAUGUGAUAGCGCGCUUGACCUCGCUGGAUGACUGCGGUCCCCAAAAUUGGGAUUCAUCUAUCUUCGACGUACCCAAUAACACAGUGCACGAUAUUGAUCCUUUAAUGGGCUGUGCGACGACGUUAUAUCCCUUGAUGAGUCGAGUUGCGAAGUUGAUCCAACACGUCCGCAAGAGCGUGUCGAAUACCGUAUCGGUUGUGGCGCAAGCAAUGGAGCUCAAGGCUCUGCUCGAGCAGUGGGAGCCUCCGCGCUGGUUUGAGCCGCCGGAGGACCCCCAAUCUGAGGUUCAGCAUAGUAUCCAGGUAGCGCAUGCUUAUCGCUGGGCUACACUGCUAUAUCUGCACCAGGCCGUUCCGGAGAUUCCCUCUGAGCCCGCAGAUGAGCUAGCCAAACGCGUGCUCAUCUUGCUGGCCACUGUUCCAUACACAUCUCGCACGACCAUCAUUCAAAUGUUCCCUCUGGUAGCAGCGGGCGCGGAGGUUGACGCCGAUGAUGAUCGCAAAUGGGUUCUGGACCGAUGGACCACAAUCCAGGCUCGAUUGAUGCUCGGCGGGGUCGACCGGUGCUUGGAGGUCUUGAAGGAAGUCUGGGGUCGUCGUGAUGCCAUGAAUGCAAGGAGGGAGCACGAGAUGGGCUCGCGACGAGCUGGGUCGGCUUCUUCGGACAGAGAGCGCACGAGCUCUUCCUUGCCGAAUGAUUUCAACAACUACGGACUCAACGGGUUCCGUAAGAAUUCGAUGGCUGGUCGGGGCCAGGUCAGACAUGCGCGUCGAGGCUCAGCUUUGGCUUCAUUGGAGAACAUUGAGUUCGAGAGAACUGUUCGUGGCAAGUUGCACUGGGUGAAUGUGAUGGCUGAAUGGGGAUGGGACGGUUGGUUUUGCAAUCCCUUUUUGAUCAAGUCUCCCAACUGA
This is a messenger RNA of Penicillium brevicompactum, 2037 nucleotides long. RefSeq names its product fungal specific transcription factor domain-containing protein. The transcript has 3 exons. Gene Ontology annotation, biological process: positive regulation of transcription by RNA polymerase II. The coding region runs from base 1 to 2037 and encodes 678 amino acids. Gene Ontology annotation, molecular function: transcription cis-regulatory region binding; DNA-binding transcription factor activity. NCBI's taxonomy places the organism in Eukaryota, Fungi, Ascomycota, Eurotiomycetes, Eurotiales, Aspergillaceae. The record is from RefSeq and is a predicted model, not a curated record. Gene Ontology annotation, cellular component: nucleus.